ACAGCUGACAAUCCGCGGGAACAACAUCAGCAGCAACAACAACGGUGGUUGGAUAAUCAGCAGCGAGUGUUUUGAGUUUGUCCUCUGGCGCCAGCAUCCCGGUGUGAUUUCAAGAUGAUCCGACAGAUCCUGCUGAAAAACGAUAUUCUCGUCCGUUUGGUGGCAGCCCGAGCCUAUAGCCAGCCCUCUGCUCCUGCCGGAUCCGGCAAGGGUCCUGCUGCUCCGGCUUCUUCUCCGGCCGCCAGUGGCGAGGUUCCCGGAUUGAGCUCGAGGUGCGUACAGCAGAAGGAUGGCCCCGUUGGACCGGGAGCGGACCAUAAAGGAACGUACAAAGUGCCCGAGUACUUCAGCUACAACCAAACCAGCUACUUCGAGGCUGAGGUAGAGAUGUCCAAGUUCCGGAUCCCGCAGCCCUCGGCUAGGAAUUGAGGCGGAACAGCACCCCCCGUAAUUCUGAUGCUAAAGAUGUGAAUAGGCGGUCAGCGGCGCAUAAUAAACGGCACAUAGUUAAUUCAA
This is a messenger RNA of Anopheles aquasalis, 516 nucleotides long. It is a transcript of the gene NdufV3, whose product is annotated as NADH:ubiquinone oxidoreductase subunit V3. The record is from RefSeq and is a predicted model, not a curated record. Gene Ontology annotation, cellular component: respiratory chain complex I; mitochondrion. NCBI's taxonomy places the organism in Eukaryota, Metazoa, Arthropoda, Insecta, Diptera, Culicidae.